UACAGUGAAUAAACCUCAAACCGCUAUUAAGAUUAAUGCGCCUUAUUGUACAGAUAUUGUGCCUAAUAUAAAAUUACUUUUAAAAAUAUUUACAACUUUUCCUGUUACAACGCCAAAAUGUACUUUUUCUACCUUAAAACGACUGGAAACAUACUUAAGAACAAAAAUGACUGAAAAGAGACUAAAGGGAUUAGCUUUAAUAAAUAUUGACAAAAAAGAGGUCAUUUCAGAAAGUAAAAUCAUUAAGAAUUUUGCAGUAACAGCACCAAAAAGAUUGCAACUCACAGAUUGGUCAAAAUAA
Cinara cedri is the source of this 301-nucleotide messenger RNA. The record is from the annotation of a GenBank genome assembly. NCBI's taxonomy places the organism in Eukaryota, Metazoa, Arthropoda, Insecta, Hemiptera, Aphididae.